Wyeomyia smithii (pitcher-plant mosquito) is the source of this 1665-nucleotide messenger RNA. RefSeq names its product probable cytochrome P450 6a14. The record is from RefSeq and is a predicted model, not a curated record. NCBI's taxonomy places the organism in Eukaryota, Metazoa, Arthropoda, Insecta, Diptera, Culicidae. The coding region runs from base 40 to 1563 and encodes 507 amino acids. The transcript has 2 exons. Gene Ontology annotation, molecular function: monooxygenase activity; iron ion binding; oxidoreductase activity, acting on paired donors, with incorporation or reduction of molecular oxygen.
CAAUCGACUGUACUCGGGUUCGGUUCGUGACGUAUUUCAAUGGCUUUACUCAUCAUUUCUCUGUAUUUGGUGCUUCCAGCACUAGUGCUGCUGUAUUUUUACAUUCGCCGAAAGUAUUCCUACUGGGCCGAUCAAAAUGUACCGCACAUACCGGGAUCUCCACCGAUGGGGUCCUUUAAUGGGAUGGGCACCAAGUAUCAUAUGAACGAAAUAAUUGAUCGAGUGUAUCAGCGCUUCAAAGUGACGGGCAAAUCAACGGCCGCAGCUGGAAUGUAUAUAGGCUUCAGUCCCUUACUGGUGAUAUACGAUCUGGAUCUUGUGAAGCAAAUUCUGGUUAGAGAUUUCACCUAUUUCCACGAUCGAGGAAUGUAUUAUAACGAAAAGGAUGAUCCAUUGUCGGCUCAUCUUUUUGCGCUCGAAGGGGAGAGAUGGCGCUUUCUGAGGAACAAGCUGAGCCCAACGUUUACUUCCGGAAAAAUGAAGUACAUGUUCCAUACCAUCAGGGCCAUAGGGGACGAACUGCUCGCCUGUUUCGAUACGUAUGUCGAACGAAAACAGCCAGCAAAUGUAAAGGCAAUAGCUCGAAGAUUUACCUGUGAUGUGAUUGGAUCGUGUGCCUUCGGAUUACAGUGUGACACUCUCAGGAAUGAAAGUUCCAAGCUGCUAACUAUUAGCGAUGCGGUAUUCAAACUAAGCCGGCUUAGGACGAUGUGGAUGUUUGUUUUGGUAAGUUUUCGUGACCUGUCUAGAAAGUUGGGAUUCAAACAACUUCGGGGCGAUGUUACAAAGUAUUUCAUGGAUAUCGUCGAAAGCACCAUCAAGCACAGAGAAGAGAAGAAUAUAAUUCGGCAAGAUUUCUUGCAAUUGUUGAUGCAACUGAAGAAUAAAGGAACUGUUGAAGAACAUGAAGAGCAAUCAAAGGAAACAAUUACUAUGAACGAAGCAGCAGCGCAAGCUUUUGUGUUCUUUUUAGCUGGAUUCGAAACCUCAUCAGCAGGUCUAUCGUUUGCUUUGUAUGAAUUGGCGGCCAAUCAAGAUAUUCAGGAGAAGACCAGAGAUGAGAUUAAACGCAUUCUUAUGAAGCAUGAUGGGCAAAUAACCUAUGAAGCUCUCAAAGAUAUGACCUACCUGGAGCAAGUUGUCAACGAAACUCUUCGCAAAUAUCCUCCUGUGGGUAAUGUUUUUCGAACAGCUAGUAAGCCGUACCGUUUAACCAACCCAGAUGUAACGGUGCAAAAAGGUCACAUGGUGAUAGUUCCCGUUUAUUCUAUCCACCGUGAUCCGGAAAUCUACCCGGACCCGGAUCGCUUCGAUCCGGAGCGUUUCGCUCCGAGCCAGAUCGAGACACGACACAGCCACAGUUUUCUGCCGUUUGGUGACGGACCCCGCAACUGUAUUGGGAUGCGCUUUGGGCUGUUGGAAAUUAAAUUCGCUAUUGCCCAACUAUUGAGCCAGCUUCGGUUCACCGUCGACGAACGUACCAAGGUUCCGCUGCAAAUCAAUGUCAAGUCUACCAUGAUGGAGGUUGCCGAUGGGAUCUGGCUAAAUGCAAGUCGGGCUUGAGUGUGAGGACACGGAGAGACCAGUAUAAAUUUUAUUAAAACUUUUUUGUUAUUAAAUUGUAUCAACAUCAUUAUUCGAGAAAUAAAAUUGGUAAGAUUAAAU